This is a messenger RNA of Penicillium cataractarum, 3438 nucleotides long. Its product is annotated as DDB1/RSE1 family protein. The record is from RefSeq and is a predicted model, not a curated record. Gene Ontology annotation, biological process: DNA repair; proteasome-mediated ubiquitin-dependent protein catabolic process. Gene Ontology annotation, molecular function: protein binding; nucleic acid binding. Lineage: Eukaryota; Fungi; Ascomycota; Eurotiomycetes; Eurotiales; Aspergillaceae. Gene Ontology annotation, cellular component: nucleus; site of double-strand break. The transcript is spliced from 5 exons. The coding region runs from base 1 to 3438 and encodes 1145 amino acids.
AUGGCCUACAUCGUGCCCAUUCACCGGGCGAGUGGCAUUCGCCAUGCGGUGAAGCUGAAUUUCAUGAAUGCCGAGGAGGACUGUCUGGUCGUAGCAAAAGCUAACCGCCUCGAGUUUUACACACUCACCCCCGAUGGCCUGACACUGGCCCAGACCCGCGCCGUGUACGCGCAGGUUACCAUGCUCGCACGACUCCCGGCGCCGGCUAACUCGAUGACCGACCACCUCUUCGUCGGCACGGACCAAUACAACUACUUCACACUUGUCUGGGAUCCCGAGAAACGGAAAGCCCGCACAGCCCGUAGCUAUGUCGAUGUCGCCGAGCCCUCGGCCCGCGAAUCACAGACCGACCCGCGGUGUCUGGUCGAUCCUAGCGGACGAUUCAUGACGUUGGAGAUCUACGAGGGCGUGAUCGUGGUGAUUCCCAUCGUCGAGCCUACAAAACGGAAAGGACGGGCCUCACAUGCGGCGCUACAGGCUGAUGCACCUCAGGUUGGAGAACUUGGUGAGCCGACGGCAUCACGGAUUGACGAGUUGUUUGUACGGUCAUCGGCGUUUCUACAUUCCGGAUCUAAUCAGCCGUGGUUGGCACUGCUGUAUGAGGAUAAUCAAAAGAAAGUUCGACUACGGAUUCGAGAGCUCGAGUAUAGUCGGGCGACGUCGAGUGGACCGGCAGAUGCGACGUUUAAAGAGGUCCAGGAGAAGAAGCUGGAUGGUGGUGUCUUUGCACAUGAGCUAGACAUGGGGUCUACGCAUUUAAUUCCGAUUCCGGCUCCAUUGGGUGGUCUCAUUGUCCUGGGAGAGAGGUCGAUCAAAUACAUCGACGAUAAUGCGAAUGACAUGAUCUCGCGCGAGCUCGAAGAAGCAACCAUCUUUGUGGCCUGGGAGAAGGUCGAUAGUCAACGGUGGUUGCUCGCUGACGACUACGGGCGGUUGUUCUUCCUGAUGUUCGUGCUGAACAACGAAGGUAACGUUGAGGACUGGAAACUGGAUUACUUAGGAACUACCUCUCGGGCUACCAAGCUGGUAUACCUCGGCGGAGGAAUCCUGUUCGUUGGUUCGCAACAGGGUGAUUCUCAGGUUCUUCGCAUUGGCGAUGGCUCGUUCGAGGUCAUCCAGACUUUGUCCAAUAUUGCGCCUAUUUUGGACUUUACCUUGAUGGACCUGGGCAACCGUACGAGUGAAGUCCAGACGCAUGAGUUUUCAACAGGACAAGCUCGGAUUGUCACUGGAUCGGGUGCGUUUGAUGAUGGAUCUUUGCGAAGCGUGCGGAGUGGCGUGGGCAUGGAGGAGCUGGGUGUUCUCGGCGAAAUGGAUCACAUCACGGAUCUAUGGGGCCUUCAAGUGCAGAGCUCCGGGGACUUCCUCGAUACGCUGCUGGUCACAUUCGUUGAUGAAACACGAGUAUUCCGCUUUAGCGCGGAGGGAGAAGUUGAAGAGCUCGAGGAAUUCCUCGGAUUGUCCCUGGUGGAAAGUACACUGCUUGCCGCCAAUUUGCCAGGAGGUCGGAUCCUUCAGGUCACCGAAAAGAGAGUUGUCAUUGCUGAUCUUGAGGGCGGCAUGGUCACUUUCGAAUGGAUACCUCCAACCCAGAAGGCGAUUACUGCAGCCUCUGCUAAUGAUGAGCGCCUGGUGCUGGUCAUUGGUGGUCAGGUCCUGGCAACCUUUGAUAUCCAGAAUGAUGCCCAGUUGAUCACGCAAAAGGAUAUGGGUGCAGACCAGCAGAUCUCUGGCGUGACAGUCCCGUCCAACCCAGCGGGUAUCUGCAUUGCUGGAUUCCCCCAAUCCGCCAAGGUCUCCAUCUUAGCCAUCAACGAUCUGUCUGAGCUACGGAGCCAGUCACUGGGCACGACAGGGGAGGCAUUCCCCCGUUCUGUCCUGGUAGCGGAUGUCCUGGCUGAUAGUCCACCUACCCUUUUCAUUUCCAUGGCCGACGGCAGCGUGAUUACGUUCACACUGGACCCGCAAACAUAUGCACUGACCGACAUGAUGAAGUUGAUCCUAGGAUCAGAACAGCCAACCUUCAAGAGACUCCCUAGAGGUGACGGCCUAUACAACGUCUUCGCCACCUGCGAGAACCCAAGUCUAAUCUAUGGCUCCGAAGGACGGAUUAUUUACUCUGCCGUCAACUCCGAGGGCGCAUCACGAAUCUGCCAUCUAAACACGGAGGCAUUCCCCGAAUCCAUUGCCGUAGCCACAGCACGGGAGCUGAAGAUCGCAAUCGUGGACAAGGAACGCACGACACAAAUCCAAACACUACCAAUGGGCUCGACCGUGCGCCGCGUGGCCUAUUCACCAUCCGAAAAGGCAUUCGGUCUCGGCACGAUCGACCGCAAACUGGAAGAUGGGGUGGAGAUCGUGAAGAGUCAUUUCGUUCUCGCUGACGAGAUCUUGUUCCGUCGCCUGGAUGCCAUUGAGCUUAACCCCGAAGAAAUAGUGGAGAGCGUCAUCCGCGCCGAGUUCCCGGCUGGCGAGGAUGAAAAUGGAAAAGAGCUCAAGAAGGACCGUUGGAUCGUCGGUACGGCGUACCUGAACGAGGAACGGGAGGGGACAAUCCGCGGGCGGAUCCUGGUACUGGAAGUUGAUCACGGCCGCAAAUUGACCAAGGUCGGCGAGUUGGGUGUUAGGGGUGCUUGCCGAGCAUUAGCGAUGAUGGGUGACCGAAUUGUUGCAGCAUUGGUCAAGACUGUUGUCGUCUACAAGGUGACCAACAACAAUUUCAGCUCCAUGAGGAUCGAAAAGACUGCUACUUACCGCACGUCAACGGCACCCGUCGAUAUAACCGUCGUCGAUGAUCUAGUCGUAAUUGCCGACUUGAUGAAGAGCGUCUGUAUCGUCCAAUAUGUCAAAGGAGAAAAUGGCGCCCACGAUACACUUGAAGAAAUCGGUCGACAUUACCAGACUGUCUGGACCACGGCUGUUUCCUCCAUCGAUCAAGACAUGCUUCUGGUCAGCGAGGCCGAGGGCAACCUCAUCGUGCUCUCCCGCAACCAGGGUGGUGUCACAGAACAGGACAAGCGCCGUCUCGUCCCGACGAGUGAAGUCCGACUAGGUGAAAUGGUCAACCGAAUCCGUCCCAUUAACAUCCAGCAACUCGCCAGUCUGACAGUAACACCGCGGGCUUUCCUCGCAACGGUUGACGGCUCUAUUUAUCUCUUCGCACUAAUCAACCCCGACCACAACGACUUCCUCAUCACCCUUCAAAGCGUAAUCGCCAGCAAAGUGGAUUCCCUAGGUGAUUUGCCCUUCGACAAAUUCCGCGCUUUCCGAACUCUCACACGUUCCGCGGACGCUCCAUACCGCUUCGUGGACGGUGAACUGAUCGAGCAAUUCCUCGAUUGCGAGGCUGCUCUGCAAGAGGAGAUUGUUGCCGAAGUGGGCUCGAGGGAUGUUAUGGAGGUGAAGGGGAUUAUUGAAGCGUUGAGACGGUUGCAUUGA